AAUGGAGAUAUUGUACCAGGCAACGGCAGUGGUGGUAUUGGUGGUUCUCUACGGCCGGAUCACGGCGGCGACGUGGUGCGUAGUGAGAAGCGAAGCUUCAAGGGAGGAAUUACAGGCGGCACUCGACUACGCCUGUGGUGCCGGAGCCGAUUGCGCACCGAUACAGCAAUCAGGUCUGUGUUUUCUUCCAAACACCAUACAAGCACACGCUUCUUACGCCUUCAACAGCUAUUAUAUGCGUAAAUCCAUGGCUCCUGGCUCCUGUGAUUUCGCCGGCACCGCCACCGUCGCCAAAACCGAUCCGAGUUAUGGAUCCUGCGUUUAUCCAGCUUCUCCAAGCACUGCCGGAGGUACACCUACACCUCGAGGAGGAGCAACAACAACAUUCAGUACUCCGAUUACAGACGUGACACCUCCACCCCCAGCCACCACCAUGCCGUUCUAUGGGAGCGGUGGUGGUGGGCUAAAUCCGAUUGGCAUGGUACCAACAUUCGACGCAUCGUCAAAGGCUAAUGCUUUGAUAAAGUUCUAUGAUUCAAGACUAUGUUUUCUACACAUGUUAUUUUUGGUAUUCGACUUAUGGAUGUUUUUGUAGCGUAAUUUGUUACGUUUAGGACAAUUUUGUUGGACGUUAUGCAAUUGUAUUUUCUGGUAUCGUCUUUCUAUAGUACUCGUUAAUUUGUACUGAUCUUGUUGACCUGUUUGACCUUUGUUGCAAAUCAAAUGAAUUUGAUUCUA
This is a messenger RNA of Cynara cardunculus var. scolymus (artichoke), 738 nucleotides long. RefSeq names its product PLASMODESMATA CALLOSE-BINDING PROTEIN 3-like. Bases 2 to 595 code for a protein of 197 amino acids. The transcript is spliced from 3 exons. The record is from RefSeq and is a predicted model, not a curated record. Lineage: Eukaryota; Viridiplantae; Streptophyta; Magnoliopsida; Asterales; Asteraceae.